Myotis daubentonii (Daubenton's bat) is the source of this 1896-nucleotide messenger RNA. Its product is annotated as dnaJ homolog subfamily B member 3-like. The record is from RefSeq and is a predicted model, not a curated record. Lineage: Eukaryota; Metazoa; Chordata; Mammalia; Chiroptera; Vespertilionidae. Gene Ontology annotation, molecular function: Hsp70 protein binding.
CCGGACGGCCUCACUGGGCACCGAGCGGGCGCCGUGGGACACCAGGCGCGCGCCGCUGCCUGUUUGGCCCGUGGCCCGUGGCCCGUGGGCCGUGGCCGGCCGUCCAACAUGGUGGACUACUACGAGGUGCUGGGCGUGCCCCGCCAGGCCUCCUCCGACGCCAUCAAGAAGGCCUACCGCAAGCUGGCGCUCAGGUGGCACCCGGACAAAAACCCGGAGAACAAGGAGGAGGCGGAGAGGAGGUUCAAACAAGUGGCCCAGGCGUACGAGGUGCUGUCGGACUCCAAGAAGAGAGCCGUCUACGACCGCUACGGCGAGGCGGGCGUGGAGGCCGGCGGCGGCGGCGGCGGGCCCUUCGAGGACCCCUUCGAGUGUGUCUUUACCUUCCGCGACCCGGUCGAGGUCUUCAGGGAGUUUUUUGGCGGCCGGGACCCAUUUUCGUUUGACUUGUUCAGAGACCCGUUUGAUACCAUUUUGGGAGGUCGGAGAAGCAGGAGCAGAGGGUCCUCGCCCCUUUUCCCCGCCUUCAGGGAGUUCCCAGCCUUUGGUGGGUUUUCUUCUUUCGAUACAGGAUUUCAUUCCUUCGCCUCUCUGGGGAAUGGGGGCCUCUCGUCCUUCUCCACGUCUUGCGGUAGUGGCGGUGGGAUGGGUAACUUCAAGUCCGUGUCAACUUCCACCGAAAUCAUUAAUGGCAAGAAAACCACCACCAAGAGAAUUGUCGAGAAUGGCCAAGAGCGGGUGGAAGUGGAGCAAGACGGCGAGUUGAAGUCCCUGAUCAUAAACGGCAGAGAGCAGUUGCUGCACAUUGACACCAAGUAACUCCAGCCCACCCCACGUUUCGCUUACAGCACACGGGGAGGAAUGGCAGGACAUUUUUUUGGAGAUUGCAAGUGAGCUCUACUUUCAAAAUAACUACUGGGCACUUUAUAAACGGUUCAAUGCCUUUGCCUGUUUGUUGUUCUUCUUAGGACCACGCUAAUAGGACUUCUCUUUGUUUCUCUUUAAAACUGUUGCAAAUGUCUGCAUACACUUUCCUACUUAUUAAACACAAUCUUGAGGCUGACGGUUUUAAUGUCACGUUAAGACAGCGGUUCUCAACCUCUGGGUCGCGACCCUUUUGGGGGUCGAAGGACCCUUUCACAGGGGUCGCCUAAGACCAUCGGAAAACACAUAUAUAAUUACAUAUUGUUUUUGUGAUUAAUCACUAUGCUUUAAUUAUGUUCAAUUUGUAACAAUGAAAAUACAUCCUGCAUAUCAGAUAUUUACAUUACAAUUCAUAACGGUAGCAAAAUUACAGUUAUGAAGUAGCAACGAAAAUAAUCUUAUGGUUGGGGGGUCACCACAACAUGAGGAACUGUAUUAAAGGGUCGUGGCAUUAGGAAGGUUGAGAACCACUGACUUAGAGGAUAAGAAUAUUUCUGUAAGACCAGGGAGAGUGCUUCAUUUGACAUAUCUACAUUUGACAAAAUUCAGAGGAAUUCUUUACCUUGGAGCUUUAUGAAAAAAAAUAUUUGUUGAAAAUAAGUACAUUCAUAUCAUUGCGGGGGGACAGUAGCUGACUUGAAGUAAGCAAAAAAUAACAUUUUUAAAUGCACAUCAAAAGCAAAAAAACAAACAAUUGAUAAUGGAGAAAGUAAAAUCAGUGAUACAAACAUACUCUUUCAGAGAUACUCUCCUAUGAUGCAUCAGAAAAAUAGAGGAGAUAAACUUAAAGAGUAAGAUGAUAGUGACAGCCCUAACUGAUUUGGCUCAGUGGAUAGAGCGUCGGCCUGCGGACUCAAGGGUCCCAGGUUCGAUUCGGGUCAAGGGCAUGUACCUUGGUUGCGGGCACAUUCUCAGUAGGGGGAAUGCAGGAGGCAGCUGAUCGAUGUUUCUCUCUCAUCGAUGUUUCUAACU